Molecule: messenger RNA, 846 nt
Organism: Carassius auratus (goldfish)
Lineage: Eukaryota; Metazoa; Chordata; Actinopteri; Cypriniformes; Cyprinidae
Product: GTPase IMAP family member 4-like
Exons: 2
Coding region: 1-846 (281 amino acids)
Molecular function (GO): GTP binding
Source: RefSeq, a predicted model, not a curated record
AUGACUGACUGUAAGAAGGGAGUUGGUGAAGUUGACGGUCGAUCAGUAGCUGUGGUUGAUACUCCAGGACUCUUUGACACAUCACUGCCAAAUAAACAAGUGGUGGAUGAAAUAGUGAAAUGUGUUUCACUCUCAUCUCCUGGACCUCAUGUGUUUGUCAUUGUGUUGAGUUUGGGAAGAUUCACCAAGGAAGAAACAGACACUGUGGAUCUGAUAAAGAAGAUCUUCGGUCCAAAAGCUGCUCAGUUCAGCAUCGUUCUGUUCACUAGAGGAGACGAACUUGAGGGUGAAUCUAUAGAGGAUUAUGUGGAGAGAAGUAAGUCUGCUGAACUGAAGAAACUGAUCAGAGAUUGUGGAAACAGAUUCCUGUCUUUCAAUAACAGAGAAAAACAAGACAGAACUCAAGUGAGCCGACUGUUAAACAUGAUAGAAGAGGUGAAGAACAGUAAUCAGGGUCGAUACUUCACUAACAGCAUGUUUGAGGAGGCAGAGAUGUCCAUUAAGAAGAGAAUGGAGGAAAUAAUGAAAGAGAGAGAAAGAGAGAUUCAUGCUCAAAGAGAAGAAUUAGAAGCCAAAUAUGAGCUGGAAAAGGAAAACCUGAUGAAGAGACUCGAGGAAGAGAAACAAAGAGCAGAUGAGGAGAGAAUGAAGAUGGAGAAUAAAUUCAGAGAAACAGAGGAAAAACUCAGAAAAGAGUCUGAAGAAAAAGAGAAAACAGAAAAGAAGGAAAGAGAGAAGGAAAACCAGAAACGAUCAGAAGAAGAAAAACAGCGAAGAGCUGAAUAUAUAAAAAAAAUUUUAGAAAUGAAGAGAGAGAUUGACAAUCAGAGAUCACACUUCCCCUAG